Oreochromis niloticus (Nile tilapia) is the source of this 774-nucleotide messenger RNA. RefSeq lists its product as uncharacterized. The transcript is spliced from 4 exons. The coding region runs from base 1 to 699 and encodes 232 amino acids. The record is from RefSeq and is a predicted model, not a curated record. Lineage: Eukaryota; Metazoa; Chordata; Actinopteri; Cichliformes; Cichlidae.
AUGAUCCUGCUUCCUCAUUUGGACUCAUUCACCUCAGCUGACACAUUCAACAGCAGACAGGUUUUUGUAGCAGUCUGUCUCACUGUGGGAGUGCCAGGAGAGAGCUACUCCUACGUCUCUGGCCACCCCAUCUUGGGCUCUGGAACUAAACUGUAUGUAACAGAUGAGCAGGUAGUGAAGCCCGUGGUGAGCGUGUACCCAGCAGCAUCCAGAGCCCACCUGGAGGGGAACAGCUCCCUGCUGUGUGUGGCCUCAGCCAUGUUUCCUCCUCUGGUCCAGUUCUCCUGGAAAAGACAGAAGAAGAACGGCGGAGAACCGGAAGAGCUGCCCCCUGCUGAGGGAGAGCAGCUGGAGCUCAGAGAGGUGGGACGCACCAUUGCCAUCAGGAUGGUUGAUGGGAGUGAUUCUGACACAUAUAAAUACAGCUGCUGGGUGAAGCACGAGGGGGGCACAGUGGAGGCCCAAACACAACAAGAGGUUCCAGCUCCAGCAGCCUCCUGUCCUCCAGAGAGAGAGCCAGCAGACCUGCCAGCUCUGCAGCCAGCUGACUUGUCCUUCCAGUCUCAGUGCAGGGUGAAGCUGCUCUGCCUGCUGUACACAGUGCUGAUAGUGAAGAGUCUGGUGUACUGCUGUGGACUCUCUCUGCUGAUGAUCCUCACAAACAAGGGACCGUCCACCAACUGCACACAUGCUGACUGACUGUUUUCUGCUCGCCUUUUCUCACCAUCAGAUUUCCUGGCUCAGCAGUCAGAAACAUAAAUCAACUUCUACUUG